Zophobas morio is the source of this 1593-nucleotide messenger RNA. RefSeq names its product inward rectifier potassium channel irk-1-like. Gene Ontology annotation, cellular component: plasma membrane. Lineage: Eukaryota; Metazoa; Arthropoda; Insecta; Coleoptera; Tenebrionidae. Gene Ontology annotation, molecular function: inward rectifier potassium channel activity. Gene Ontology annotation, biological process: regulation of monoatomic ion transmembrane transport; potassium ion import across plasma membrane. The coding region runs from base 146 to 1306 and encodes 386 amino acids. The record is from RefSeq and is a predicted model, not a curated record. The transcript has 4 exons.
UUAGUCCCCCUUUGUGAUGAAACUUAUUGAAAAGGAUUGAACUGAUAGCGAUAACACUUAAAAAUAAAUGUGUGAUCAUUUGACUAUCAUUCAGAACGCUAUCGUUAGUGCAAUAAAAUAUAGUUUCCGUUAAUAACAAUUUAAUAUGUUUGAGUACGACCACGAGAAGGACGAAUACAACGAAGUAUUUUCCAGUGAAAGUAAAUCUAUAGCGCUCAACGAAUUUCGUUUUCCUAGAAGAAGUAUUUCAAUUUGUAGCUACAAAAGUUCAAGAUGCAGUAUUCGCAGCAACAGCAGCAUCAACAUAGCACCUCCAAUAAUAAGCAAAAGUGGACGACUCAACAUUUUCCAAGUCAGAGUACCUAAGAAAUACGUUACAUAUUUUCGAGAUUUGGGAAAUACGUUACUAAAUAUUCGUUGGAGAUGGAUCAUAAUUGCUUUGUUUCUCGUCAAUUUUGCAAGCUUUUUUCUUUUUGGGGUUUUGUGGAUGUGGAUAGCUUACCUUAGUGGAGAUUUUGAGAAAGAAGUCAAAGAAGAAUGCGUCGUCAACACCAAGAAUCUCACUGGUUACGUUCUACUUAGCAUUGAAACGAUGUUAACUAUAGGAUAUGGGUACAGAUAUCCUACCGAAAAGUGUAUACAAGGGUGGAUUGUUCCCUUCUUGCAAGCUUUAAUUAGUGUCGGUAUUCAAGGUGCACUAGUUAGUGCUAUAUAUGUGAAGAUUUCAAAACCCGUGAAGAAGAAUGUACUUGGUCUCUUUAGUAAGAAGGCAGUGGUUUGUUUAAGAAAUGGAAGACUAUGUUUCGUUGUACGAAUAGUAGAUUUGGUGGGGAAAAUCACAAUAGGAACCAACGUGACCAUGUAUUUUGUAAACAAAAAUAGCAGUGCAGACAUGUUAGAAAGCUUUCAGAUGCAACAAAUGAAAAUUGAACCAUAUGGGUUUCCCAUUCUUCCAAUAGAAAUCGUACAUGUCAUAGAUUCAAGUAGUCCUUUUUGGACUCUAACACCCUACGAGUUGCUAGUGAUUCCACUUGAAAUUAUUGUAGUGGCUGAAGGUACGUCGAUCAUCACGGCUCAACCAUCCCAAAACAGAACAUCUUAUUCAAAUUCGGACAUCAUGUGGGGUCACAGAUUUGCUUCCUGUGUGGAUUUUGACCGUCAAAAGGAGAGAUAUGUGAUUAAUUAUAAAAGCAUUAACAGUGUUUGCCCUUUUGAUGCGCCACUGUGUAGCGCGGAAGAACUGGAUAUUAUUGCAGGAGAAUAUGGUAUUGAUAAUAAUAAUACUAUCCUUAAUUCUGAAGAAUAAUACUUUGUACAAGAAAGGUUAAAACAAAGGUCUUAGCAAAUUUUUCAUGAUUACGAAUAUCAAAAAACACUACCACUGUUGCUAAACAAUAGUAACGAUAGAUUCGUCAUUUACACGUUGAUCACCUGCUCUUAUUGUACAUCUUUGUGUUUGUAGUAGAGGUUUUCAGAAAUGGUAGUAUUAAUUAUUAAACCCUAAUAUUUAUUCAAAUGUUUCUAUUGCAUAAAAAAUUUUGUAUACGAAAUGUAAUUUAUUAUUUUUAUUAAUAAAAUAUAAAAAAACGUUAA